Fusarium venenatum is the source of this 927-nucleotide messenger RNA. RefSeq lists its product as uncharacterized. Lineage: Eukaryota; Fungi; Ascomycota; Sordariomycetes; Hypocreales; Nectriaceae. The record is from RefSeq and is a predicted model, not a curated record.
AUGAGCGCCAUUCGAGGCUUUCUCAACGUCUUCAAGGCCCGCAGUGUCCCUGUACCUGCGGGGCGAAUCAUCAACCUUAAACCCCUCAGCGACUCCAGCACCAACGCUCGCGUGGGGAGCGCAUUUCUCGAACGCUGCAAUCCCUUUAGAGAUAUUCCCAACGAUGCGCGACUCGAAAACACCCUCUGCGAAGUUCGCUACAUCGACCGUACCCUGCGCGAUUUGAUGGUUCCAACCUCUUUGCCCGGCGACGAUUAUAACCUCUGCUCCAAACUGCUGCGCAGUCUUGAAACGCGUCGCGAUUUGACGUGGUUGGUCCUCCGCGAGACGGAUAUUAGGGAUACAGUCAGCGCUAUUGCGCGCAGAGGUGGACGAAGAGCUCCUAUUCCUGAUGAGCCUCAUGAUCUUCAAUCGAGGGUCAAGGCUCUUGAGCGACAUUGGUCAGCGCUGGAAAAAUGCCACACCAAGCUUAGAGAAUGGGAGCCCAAAUACGCCACCCAAGCACAACCGCCAUUGUUAGAAGGGCAGGAAGAAUAUGCGCUCGACUUGAACGACGAACAAGCCACACAUGCGGAAAUUGAGUACCGCGAAUGGCGCUCUGAUCGAGAUAGAAAGGUUUCAUACCUAAAAGUCAACCCACCCGAGCCAUCUGCCUUUGUACCCGUCGAACGUCGCGACAUCCAAACCGACGAAACAUGGAACAUCCUUCCUACAUCAAAUGGUCACUACGGGAAGCGCCUGUUACCAGUCUGGACACCCAUUCUCUUCCAAGAAGUACCGCUCGAAUGGGAGAGUCCCCAAGGACGGUUAUUGACUACAAGAGCGGAAAGGAGACGGAGAGAUGAGUUUCGCAGAAGAGAGAACAACAGAAGAGAGAAGAAGUACGAGUUUCAAAAACAACUUCUGAAGCAGACGAGCGAGGCAUGA